GCCCGCUCCUCCCUCCGCCAGCUUCGUUGUUUCUUCCUCUACCUUCCAUUGAAACCAAGAAAACCCCCAAAAUCCAAUUACCCAAUCGAAGAAAUAGCUGGGGAAGGAGAAGAGGAAGAGCGAGCCGCGGAGGAGGAGUCAUCUGAUGGUGGUCGUGAGUGAAGAGGAAUCCGCAAGAGGAAGGCGAUAGCGGGGCAGUCGUGAGUGAAGAUUUCCAAGCCUCGAUCCAACCUUCCCCUCAGAUUCGACGGCAAAGCCCUUGUCUGGGCGGAGGAGGAGUCAUCUGAUGGUGGUCGUUAGUGAAGAUUUCCAAGCGAUUGUUGGUUUAGGGAU
Messenger RNA from Linum tenue, 333 nucleotides. The record is from the annotation of a GenBank genome assembly. NCBI's taxonomy places the organism in Eukaryota, Viridiplantae, Streptophyta, Magnoliopsida, Malpighiales, Linaceae.